GUCACUGAGAGCAAAGACUCUGCAGGACAAACUGGUUUCAGAGGUACAAGACGCUGACUCUCUCCUCCAGUCAGGACUACAUUUUGCUCUCUUCAGGAUGAUCUUUCACUUUUAAUACAAACAAAAAGAGACUGAAACUGCUGGUUGAAUCAAUCACUCUCCUAAAAGAGGACUUCAGAAGAAGAAGAAGAAGAAGAAGAAGAAGUCUCCAAAAGCUAAGAACAAUCAGAAGAGUCUUGGAUAUAUUUUGUAUGAUCUGACGAUCCAGGAGGAAAGAGGAAUAAAGAAGUGAUGCUCAGAAAAAAGGAAAAGGGAUUCAUUGUAAAAGCCACUAAAAAAGGAUGUUGAUACCUGCAGCAUCACUUUUGAUGCAAAGAGAGAAGAGGACAGAUACAAAUAAGGAUUGAGUAAACUGAGAAAACCACAAGUUUCUGGAUUUUCAGUCUCAAAACAAAAAAAGAAAAAAGCAGGAAAAGAGACAUUUUUCAUAAGAACUGCUGAUAAAGGAUGUUGUAGAGUAACAGUUUUGUAAAUUUCUUUUCCAAGAGGGAAGAAAAAGAAAUUUAAAUAGAAAAAGAACAACAUUUUGAUAAAUUAUUUUGAAGAGGACAUCAGAACUGAAGAGGGGACAAGUUCAAGGCAUGCAAAAAGAGAAAAAGACUGUGUAGAAAUGCAUAAAAAUAAAUAAAUAAAGAGGGGGGAAAGUAAUAAAAGACAGAAAAUUAAAGAAAAAGUGGAAUAAUUGGGCAAAAAAGAAAAAGAAUUGUACUGGGGAGUGUUAAGUGGACAGAAAAAUAAGGCAAAAAGAGGUGAAAAGGAUGAACCGAGGAGAAAAACAGGAAUAAAACAACAAAAAAAAAUCAACAGAAAAGUGGACUAAAGAAGUACGGCUUGAAGACAGAAGUAAAAGAGAAAGUCAGGAAAGAAGAACCAGAAGCAUCAAUCAUCCGGGUGAGACCAUGAGGCUCCUGGUGCUUCUCGCAGCUCCUCUCUCCAUCCUCAUCCUCCACAUGGCGGCCGCAGCCUCAGCAGGCGGCGUGACCCCUGGCCGGCUGGAGCGCUGGGUCCGCUCCGGCCUCCAGUCACUGCAGUGGGACCAGCUGGACCGCUGCCUCCGCAUGUCCUCGCUCUCCGAGGCAGAGUGCAGGCGACUCGCCCACCUGCCCAUGUCCGCCGUGGCUGUGUACGUGUCAGAGCCUCGCACCGCUGCAGGUAGGGAGGUCAAAGGUCACACAGCCCUGGGUUGUUUUUGAAUUUUAAAGCUAAGAGGUCAAACUUAGAAGAAGAAACAACUGAUUUACACAUUUCUAGAGUCAGACCAGUUCAAUAUGAACACCUGCAUCAUAAAGAUUCUAUUUACUUUAUUCAAACAGGAUGUUAAUUCAAUCAAACUGAUUAAUUUGAUCAAAAUAUCGUUGAUUUCCUUUUAAAAACAUGACUGGGUAAGUCUGAAGUUGGUUUGCAACAUCACCAAGACAAAUUCCAUCACUGAUUUGUCUGAUUUGUUAUAAAAUAUGUCACAAUUAAUGUUUAAGUUUACAAUAAAACUCAAAAUCUAUUUCCUUACUACUUAAAUUAUUGGUAUUCCAAACUCUACAUGAAUGUAUUUGAUUAGACAGACAUCUAAAGUCAUCCUGCUACUGAAUUAAACACACAAAAACCAAUGACAGGGGUUACGGUUACCCUUGUCUGAAAAACAUUGUAUGAUGUGUAAAAUGUUCAAUUUUAAAACCAAAAACCUCAUCAAAAUGUGUCAUCAGCGGGCAACACAAGCUAAUAUAUAAUCUUAUUCUUUCAAUAAGGGUCCUCUGAUACCCAAAUUUUGAGUUUAAAUGUAUUGACACAGUCUUCGAAUAUAAAAUCACAGUUAAAUUUUUUGUUUGACGUGUCUAAACGUACACAGUAAAUGAAUACCACUAUUGUUACAGUGCAAAAAUGUGCAUUUUCCUCAGACAUUGUCCUUGAUUAACUUCAAAUUGCAUUUAAAAUGACUGUGCUGUGUUGUGUUGGUGUUUUAUUGCCAAUUUAAAGUCAGUUAAACUUGAAUAAUAAAUAGAACUGUAAUCAAAGUAUUAAUUAGUUAACAUUGUGAUAAAUUUUUGAUUUCCAUCUCGAAACGAAACCUAUUUUCCCUCUUAGCUGCACUACCAAACGCUAUCUGAUUUCCCUAUAUGACCUUUAAAUUACCAUACCAUUUAGGAGACCUGUGUUCAAAGCUCCAAAUGGUCUUCUCUUUUAUUUCCUUGAAAAAUAAUUCUUAUUUACGGUUCUUGUAACAGCUAGUGUACUCCUCUAACACCUGCAGGUAACCCUGACAAAGUCCUGGCCAUCCUGCCUGAAUCCUCAAAUGGGAUGAUGGGCUCCAAGCCGCGGGGCAGUUACAGCAUCAGCCGCAUGCUGAAUGGAGGAGACACCAGGUACCAGCAGGCUUUUCCUGGACUCACAGCCCAUGAUGCUGUUCUGGUGUUGGAUCCAAGCCCUGGGGAGAACUUUGGGCACCCAGUAGUCCUCUUCUAUGUGGACGUGAAUGUGACUAAGAAGAGAUGCUCCCACAUGGACGGCAUCUACCUCGGUGAGUCAAUGUUUACUAAUAGUUUUUCUGUGUGUGCAGUAUGUCAUUGUUUAAUUUGGAUCAAAUGCUCCUUAAAUGCAAGUUUUUCUUUGCUAUUAGAUAUCCAUAAGUGUCAAUUCUCACCAACUAAACUCAUACAGUUUCACCAAAUAGUUGAUUUAAACAAGCUUAAAUUGUUAGAUAGGGGGUGCUUCAAAGGGUACCUUUACAGCGUUGACCUCUGGUCAAUCAUUUAACAGUAAGGCUGAGUGAGACAGAGGUCUACAGGACAAUAAAAACAUGAAUAAAGUCGACACAGAGAAGAAGCAAUUAAUAAUCAAAAUGGUGUGCAGCAGGGCACUGUUUUUAGACCUUUACAAUUUCCAUCAGUGGUGGUAAAAGGCUUCUUUAAUAAGAUUGUCAAAGUUUUUAGUGAUACAAUUUUACAUGCAAUAAAUAAAGGACAUUAUAUAAACAUUUUUUGGCAGCUUUUCAAAAUGUUAUUCACAGAAUAGGUUAUAAAUUCAUCUUUUAUUGCUCACAAAAUCAGGCCUGAUAAGAGAGUUGAAAUCUGGGCUGUUUACCAUUACUCAAGACAGACAUUACAUGUUUUACUCAAAUAUUCAAAUGAAACAUUGAUUUCUGACAAACUUGUGUACUUGGUAACUUAAGCUUUACAUUUCAAUUUAUCAUAUCUCUCUCAUAUAAUCUUUGACAUAAGUACAGUGUAAACCCUGAAUUAUCUUUAUCAGGUACACUUCAUUUGACAGAUAUGUUUACAUGCACAUUUUUCGUGGAGUAGUCCACAAAGAGUCCUUAUGCCAGGUUAACGUGUUCCUCUUGAUAAUAUUUUAAUUUUUUUAACUUUAUAAAGUUUUUUGGUAUAUAUAUAUUGAGUCUUCUUAUAUUCUCUAUUUAUCUCAUGACUUAUGGUUGUGCUGCUUUAUUUCAAUGAGGGUGAGACUUGUCAAAGAAACCGUCUUCAUUCUGUAAACUUCUGUUGGCCUCCUUGUACCAAAUAUCUGUGUUUUUUAAGUUUAAAGUGUUUGUAUCUAGUGUGUAUAAGCUUUUUCAGUUUGUGUGUGCAAAAAAAGUACUGCCCUGAAAUGAAGCAGAAGAGAAAGUUAAAGUUGAAUGUGCGUGGUCUCACCGUCUGAAAGCUCCAUUUAUAGCUCAUUGUCUGAUGCAGAACACUUUCCUGCUCAGAGGGGGGUCGACCCAGCUACCUCCACUGCACUUUUUGCCCUCGGUGACUUCUAAUAUGUCUCUAUCUGUGUGUGAUUGCGUGUCCAAUCUUGCACUUUUUGGGAUAACCAACUUGGAUUCAUGGCUUAGAAUGAAGACUUUUAAAAGUUGAGGGUAUUUUGGUUGUUCUACCACUUCUUUAAGGACCAUUUUGAGACUUGCUCUAGCACUUUUUGGAGGGUUUUCAAAGAUUAUUCCAGGCGUUGCAACAAAAUGUGUAGAUAUAUCAAAGCAUAGAAAACUAGAACAAGUGCAAACACGGUUUUCGAAUUCUCAAAUUCACGUCCAGCUUUCUAGGAUAUGCAAGUCUGCAAGUCCAAUAAGUACAUAUGUAUUAGGAUAUACAGUGUCUAGAACUAUCCAAAGCCCAGCUUUCAAAAACAACAUGGAAAUAAGUAAAAUUAUUUUCCUGCCAAUGAUGAAUUUACAUGAAAAAAUACAACUUUAUUGUUCAAAUUUGGUUCAAGUUGUGUCCUUUUAGUAAAUGCAACCGUUUUCAUAACUUGGUGUUCAACCUUUGAGGUAUUUUCUGAUGUUUUGUGUCUUAUUUCUAAUUCUUUUGUGUCUCUGUUUAUUCAUCCCUGUAAUAAUCUGCACCUUGGUCAGUUUUUGCUUUUUUGAACAUUGACUACAUCUUAAUUUUGCUCUUACAAACCUACCAAACACCAAAGUUCUCUGAUUCUAACAGAGAAGGGGACACUUAGGUGUGAGUAUUUUGGUCAUAUUGGUAAAAGGGUUGACAAUCAAAGAGCAACAUUUCUAAAAAGCUCCACUUUUGGUGGCAGCAAACACCAGCUCCGCUGUGCAUGAAAGGCCAAAAAGGAGAGCAAAAUAAGUGUUUCCAAAGUGCUUUAUUCAUGUAGAAAAAGUCCGAAGGGACAGGCCGUGAAUGUAUUCCGUGACGGUCCUCACAAGUCCUGCAGAAGAGACGAGUUUGAAAGUGCAAGUUGUUGACCUCCCGCUGUGCGAGAGGUUAUGGCCAGAUGUUUGAGGUGAAUUUGGCCCCGCGUAACACGAACACACACCUGUCAAUUAUUCAUACGGCACUGAACCCCCUGCUGGGUCCUGCGGAUGGUUUUGGAUCUGACACUUUUAAGAGGAAAACUUUCUUUAGACCUCAUUUAACCCUUGGAGGACGGGAGGCAAGAAUUAGAAGGGGAGAAGGAAAAGGUGAAACACAGGAGGACAGAGAGGUAGGGGGAAAAAGAGGGACAGGUUUAGAGGACAGGUGAAAUGAGGGUUAAGUAGGCAGCAAGGAAAUCUUUCUUAUCAGAUAAGUAAAUGGAAAUGGAUUUAUUCAUACAUAGGUGCCAAAACCCUAGCCAUUAUACACUAUAAUAUUGGGUGUUGUGCAUAUUUUCUCAUCUGCAGCAUGGAAAUCCAUUCUCACGCUCAUUCCAAAGGUAUAAAGUUUUGAGUCUUUGACACAGCCAUCAGCAUGUCACCCUGACACUUUAUUAUCAUCACCAAAGAGAUGCCAUAGUAAACCCAACCUGUCCAAUAUUAAACUCUGCCUGAGGUGACAUUCAGGCUAAAACUCAAGAAUGGCAUGGUACAAACUCAGCCACGACUUACCACUUACUACUUACUCAGCCAAUAUUUAGUACACCAUUAAGGAAAUUUGCCAUUUAGUCGUGCUGUUGAGAACUACUAUGCCCUACCUAGUGGACUCAUUGAAUUCACUAACCAAGAAAAACCAUAAUACCAUGAGAAAAUAAUAACAUGAAUAACAUUAAGUGGUAUUUCUGCAAAAAUCCUGACGCAGUUUUGUAAAGAGUAAAGGAUUUUUGACAGAGCAAGUACGUUAUUGCAUCCACUAAUCACAAACAACUGGGUCCACCCUCUCUACACCAGUAAGAACCAGACGUUGACAAACACAAAUGCUUUGAUAGAGGUCAGGUAGUUAGCAGAACCUUGACAAGCAAAGAAGGACGUAAAAAAGACUAAGAUAUCAUAUUGUACUACAAAUGGUGCAGAGCUGGAAAAGUGAUGGUGUUUAAACUGUUUAUCUAACAUACUUUUAGCCUCUUGCGAAAACAUUCUAGCAUGUUUUGAUAUGUAAUAGGUCAGUCAGUAGAAUUUCCCAAUAGUACAAUGACUUGAAAGGGGGGAUGUUACAGUAGCAGAGGCAGAGGAGUUUCUGUCACUAAUUCCAUUAUUGUUCUGUGCCUGUAAACCAGGACAAGGUCAGAAGUCCAGAUAAAUUGCCUGACCGAGCUCGACUUGACUGUGCAUGUAAACACACUGAGUGUUUCUAUUGCGCCAGUGAGCUCUCUACAUAGUCCUCUACACGAAACGCCCUCAGAUGCUAGCAAUUAGGAGUGCAUGACUUCAGACACAGCACAUGUCCUUCACACAGGAGUCAGAGGUUUCCAACCAACCCCGUGGAUCACCACAGAUAACUUUGUAGAUUUAGAGCCUCAAAAAUAAGUGAGUUUCAGGGCCUAUAUCUAUCAAAAAUAAAAGUUAAAAAAUCACCUUGAAAGUGUAAGUAAAGGGGGGUUGGUGUUGGUGGUUGACAACCCGGGAUGAAAACACAUGGUUGAUCUUGAUCAAAGUAAUCCGUCAAUGGACCUUGUAGCAUGACCCUUCUCCCAACUCACCAAGCGAACACUGACAGUCUUUUAUCUCACAGCUGAUAUCCAACUGCAGGAACUUGGUAUCUUCGAUUAUCUCAACAAACGUCUUUCUCUCCUCAGGUGAGGAGUGUUUGACUCUGGCUUUGAAGGGUCGCUGUCAGAACCAGCUGAAGCGUCGGCAAGCCAGUCCUGACAGGAUUAUUGGUAACGCGCGUGGCCGGCUAUCCAGUGUUUCUCUGCGUGGAGGUUCCAUUACAACCAGCAGCGGCAGCCGUCUGCUGGACCGUGCUAUUGGAGGACUCUGUGAAGUCCACUUCCUUCCACUAGUUAUCGGAGUUGGAGACAACAAUCGGACACAGAGACUCAGAUGUGUCGGUAGGUCUUCAUUAAUGGGUUUCAUCGGUUAGUUAGUCUUGUCAAACUUGCCAAAGGAUUGUUUUGUUCUUGACAUGAUUUGGGGCUUGUACUUUUUCCUGAAGGUUAGGUCAGGAGAUUAUCAGGUCAAUAGACGUGGAAAAAUACUGUGACUUCUUAUAUGAUCCAAAAUAGUUCUGAUGAAUUCAAAAUAAGGUCGUAAACCACCACCUGGGCUUUAUCAUUUAACUCUCCGUGGCAGGAGAUUGGGUAAAAUGUAAAAUUAUUCUCAUAUAACCCCCGGACCACCCACACCUGCAGCCUCUGCCAGCAACCUGGGCCUCGUGAGAACAAGUGCUGGGAAAACGAUAGCAUGCUGUUAUGGCAAACAAAGACAAUCCUCGGGAUAAAACCACAAACCCACCUCUGGCUACAGAUAUGUUGAGAUGAAAUAUUCUUUAAUUGUUGAUUGUGACCCAUUUAAACCCACAGCUGACUGAGUAUAUCGGCACACUAAGUUUGUUUUUGCCUUAUAGCAGGAAAUUUGCUCCGGUAAAAAGCUCUUUUUGUUUCCAACUCAAUUUCAAGUCAAGCCCCCCAACUCUUUCUCCUAACACUGGAAGUUACUGGAAAUGCUUUCUUCUUUUAACAGAUCAACCAGAGUUUGCGAGGUGCCCCCAGCCUCUGCCAAUGGUCUCUCCCAGUUUGCCGAUCUCCAGCUGUGAGCUGAAUAAAAACACCAGACGCUGCCACCAACAGCCGUUAGCCACUCACCUCUCCUGCCGACUCUAUCAGACCUGUGACCACGCUGUGCUCAUCUCAGGUAGGGUUAUUAAUUGUUUUUAUACACCUGAAUUGUGAUCAACAUAAAUGAAUAUAUAAUGACAAGGACCUAGGCGAGAUCAGUAUAAAAAUAAUUCCUGAAAUCUUGAAAUCUAAUCUUGAGUUUCUUAUCAGAUAAACAUUUAUACCUUCUAACCCUUUUUUUAACUUUUCCCAAUCAGCUGAAUAACAUAUUCAAGCAAGCUUAAUUUACUUAAAAAUAAAAGUGUAGUUUUACACAGCAGAAAAACAAAAAAUAUGGUGAUGUUGACACAUCAUAAAUUUGAACAUCAUUCAACAUAGAUAUGACAUGUCAGUAAAAUGUCUUUAUUGGUAAAGAUGAUGAAGUAAACUGUCUUUCUUCCCUUGUCUAGCCUUUUUUUCCAAUUUGACUGACUGUAAUAUUUUAUUUUGAAGUUGAGUCAUACUUUUAUGAAUAUGGGGGUAGUAUUGUUAUCCUGUUAUUUUAUAUGCACAACAAUCAUGAGGUUAAAAUCUUAUAUCAUGUCAUCUGGGGCAUGGCAAGUCACCAUACAGUUAAAAAAAUAAUUAUGAUGAUAAACCAAAAACAGCCAUUUGCUCGUCAAACUUUGAUUUGCCAUAUUUAAGUACAUUUGCAUCUACACCACAGGUGGUUGGCAGCAGCAGAUGACGUUUCAGCGCCAUGUUCAAAACCUUCAGAGGUUCUACAGGAUGCUGCAGAACAACGGUUUCCACAAAGAUCACAUCAAGACCUUCUUCGCUGGCAGUGUACAGCUUCCUGGUAGGAGUGUGUAGUUAAAGGUUUACAUGAGAUUUUCACUGUCCAAGAUUAGCUGACCAAACUGUCUCUAAAGGAACAGACCAAAAUCCAGGGUUAGUCUUAAUGAGUCAUGAUCAUGACCAUAUUGUUGUAAUGCCAACUAAAGCUGAAUUAGGCUAAAGUAGGCGGUAAAAAAUAGCCCUGUGUAUAACUUUACCCUGUUUCCUUCUUCUACAGAAGAUUUGGAGGGAGUGCACUCAGCUACAGAGAAAGCUGUGAUUCGUAACCACGUCUCGUACAUCUGCAGGAAGCAGCACUGCGCCGACACACUGGUUCUCUACCUGAACUCUCCAACACGCAACGACGGCACCAUGCUGCUGUGGGAUGCCAACCUCAACGGCAUUGUAAGAGACGCACAAUCUCAUAAUGAAGGGACAAGGCUCUAAUGACAAAGAAAUGAGUGAAAUGGCAUAAGAUUAAACCUCAGGACUAUUAUCUGUUGGCAUCAGUCCAUAUUCACUUUGAUUCCGUGUGUGAAAAUGUGAAUGAAAUAGGUGCACUUUUUAUGUAGCGCAUUGCCUCUUCUGUAAACUAUGUGCAUGUUUAUUCCCGUUACUUGACAAAACUGUGUGUGUACAGAGCAUAUCAUUACACAGUAUCUAGAUCACACACACAGACGAAAAGACACUUCAAAGAGAGACGUCAAACUCCAGUUUAAAACAGAUCAGACUUCAGAGGAAGAUGAUCCACUGGACGCACAUGGUAAAAAUUAUCAGCCUGAUAAGACGAUUACUCUGACCACACACACAUGCAUAGAUAUACGCACAUAGCAAGACCACCCAGGCAACUGAAUUUCUGUCAUCGCAGUCAGUGUUUUCUGAAUGAGGACAUGGGCUCGUCUGAAGACUGUUUUUACUGAGAAGUAUUUUACACCAGUGAUCAGGUCAGAGUGAGUCCCACAGGCUUUAAACUAACACUUCCCAAAGGAAAAAAAGGUGUUUAAUUUCACUUUAUAAGUGAUAUUAGCUGAUGCUGUUAUUGGAAAACUAGAGAAAAGAAAUGGAUGCAAAAUAUAGUUCAGCUGAAAUUUUAAGGUGCAUGGGAAGACUAACUUAUCAUCUAUGUAUGCUUGUAUGCAAAGGAAACAGUUAUACAUAGUUGAUCAUGAAUGGCAGGGAUCUGGAAAUCUCAUUUUAUGCCAUUUACAACCAGUCAUGGAAUUAGUCUCAGCUAUUUCAUCAGUCAGUCCGUGGAGAAAACACUUGAGAAAACCGAAUUAUUGCCUCACUCUGAUUAAGACCAGACAACUGAGGUGCAUGUAAACACCUUAGACCGACUAUAAUCAGAGUUUGAGAACAAAAACACCAGAGAAGAAGUGGCGCUAUCAUUUAAAGAACUUUCAACUCAGAAGCAACUGCAACAUGGCUGAAGCACGAAAGAAUAUCUACUUUUGGAACGACGAGGAAAGUGCCGUUAUGCUUUCUGUCCUGACAGAAAUGGACAUUUUAAAGUAUAUGGAUGGUCGAAAAACAAGGAACGGAGACAUCUUUUAAAAAGGUCUGGAAACAGUGCCGCUAAAAAGACCCAUAUUGCCCCCUAGUUUUGGGGAGGAGGACACGUUCAUGUCAAUAAUUCGAUUUUCUCAGCUGCAUGUAUACGCAGACAAGGAGAGAAGUUCGGUGAAAAAAAACGAAUUAUGAGCUUAGUCCGAUUAAGCUGUGCAUGUAAACACACUGAUUGUCGUAAAGGAGAUUCUAAGCCAAACAAUAGCGGCUGCCAUGUUGGGGAUGCUGACUCAAUCUAAGACGAGAUAUAGGCAGCGGGGCCUUAAGCAUCUUGGAAGAUGUUAGCUUGUGCAUGCUUGUGAUGGUUACCGCCUCACUCUUUGUUCGUACUCUGUCCCUCUGCUUUUCAGAUGCACACACACUUCUCCUCUUGCUCCUCUCCCUGCUCUCCUCUCCUCAUCUGUGUCUGCAUGAUAGUUUGUAUUCCUGGUGUACAACAUGUUGAAGAUAUACAUCCAUUGCACUAACAUUUUGCUGCAUUGUUUUUCUUUUGUAGUAUUUUUUAGUUGCUGUCUUAAUUUUUUUGAGUUUAUAUAAUUUAGAGUUUCCUUUUGACACUGUUUUCUUUUUGUGCAGCUUUUAUAUGGUAUAGCACAUCGAAAACACUAUAGUUCAGUGCAAAUUCACAGACAAGGCCAGCGAAAUAAAACUUUUGUAUGGUUCAUUGUAAAAGUAUAAGAGCGUUGAAGUGGCAGAGCUUUGAUGCACUUGUGUUGAGUGAUGACUGAGUAAGGCGCUGGUGUAAUUGCCUUAAAUAUGCAGUGUCAAGUUGUGGUGAAGUGAGUCAAUUACACUGUGCCUCUUCCCCCUCUUUCUCCUCAGGCUGAUCUGAAGGAGCGAUACUCUGUGAAUGAGCUUCUCACUGACCUGGCAGGCUGCAAGGCGACCCGUGUUUUGCUGUUUGUGGAUCAGAGCUACAGUGGCGUUCUCUCCAAGAGGCUGCGAGGGUCCCAGAAACACCACAAUGUUGUCCUGAUCCAGAGCCAGACUCGGCAGGCCCACCAGAGGUUGAACCCUGGCUGGGAUGACAGCAGCUGGUCCUACAUAAGCCCUGCUACCUGCCUGCUGGAUCACCUGGGAAAGGUAGUUUUUGUCACUUUAAUCAUUUGCUGGAUUUUUGUCCGCUUUGAGAACUCACUUUUGAAUAUUGACUUUUUCUCACGUUCUCAGGGUUCUGGGAUGUCCCGCCUCCUAGAGCCAUGGGCUGGGCUUUUGAAUGUGACACUGGCAGGCGCCCCUUGUAAUGUCACACCUCCUUUGACGGACAACGAGAUGCGGCGGGAGUACCAGGGCUGCCAGAAUCUGCCAACUGCGCUCUGGCACCAGAAAUACAGGAGGACCAACUGAAAGGGAGAGAGACACUGAGACUGACUGGAAAGUUAGAGAGAAAGAGAAAGAGAAAGAGAGAAUGUCUGAGUGGAAAACAAAUUAAUAACGGACACAUGCACACUGUACACGAGUUUGCAUUACACACAUGCACCUAUUCUGGUGUGCGUUAAUGUAGGACUUUAUUUUUUGAAGUGUUUGAGUUCUUUCUCUCUUCAGACGGUAACCAUCGCGUUGACAGCUCAUCCCAACGGGAUGGGUGUCCUGACCAUGUGAAGAGUGUGUGUGUGUGUGUUUAUGAGUUCAGCAGGAGGACAACCACUCUCAGAGACCAGUGCUAGCUGAUGUUCAGGUCAGUGUGUGUGUGUGUGUGUGUGUGUGUGUGUGUGUGUGUGUGUGUGAAGUGUGUAUGCGACAUUUCCGAGGCACUUCAACAUUUCAAAGCCAAUCAUCCAUCUCCAUUUUUAUCUUUACGAGUUAUUUCUGCUUUGUUCCUUUAUGACUGUCUGUUUUUCUUUUUUUAUUCUGUCCUCUUCUUCACCUUGUGUUUGCCACUUUCCUACCACCGUUCCUUUCCCGAUCUCCUCCUCUAACUUCCUCUGACCUAUCCUCCUCUUCCUCUUCCAAUCUCUUUUUUCCAAAUGUGUUGUAGUGCUGGUUUUUUGACUCUUGACUCAAACGUGUUGUUACAUUGCAUUUUACUUCUUUUCUAUCCCUCUUUUCAAGCAGAAGUUGAAACCAUACAUCCUAACACCCAUAAGAAUUGUUAUAUCUGUUUUGACUUUAAUUCCCAAAGUAAGCGGCUCGAUCGCUUAAACAUGGUCCUACAAUGGAGCCCUCCUCAAGAGCCCAAAAAACAGCACUGAAAUUAUGCUGAGCUAAGAUACAAUAAUAAACAAACCCACUGCAAACAAGUCUAAGAAUAGACAUGAGUACUCAUGUACAUUUUUGUACUUGCUAUUUAUAUAUUUACAGAUACAAUCAGCAUUAACUUUUAGCAUAGUGAAAUAUGGUUUGGGAGGCAUAUUACUCAUGUUUGGUGAUGUGCAGACAGAUGAAAACCGAUAAGCAGUGCAAGUAAAUCAAGCCUGGACUUGCAUUUUUUUAGAGCAAUGAUUUCUAAUAAUUCAGUUCAAGAACACAGUGAUGACAACUCAUGGGCUGAUUCUUGUCCUGGUGUUUUUAAGUGACAUAAACUUGUGUCAAUUGACACAGCAUGGAAAUAAAGAGAGAUUAUCACAAAUACAAUGUGAAGAUAUGUGAGCUAAUAACAAUCAUAGAAAAGGCGACCACAUGUCCACAUCAGAACUUAAAGCUCAUGUGAAGAGUUUUUGAUUGGUUACGAAUCCAACAGAAAUUGAUAUUGAUAUCUGGGGCCUCUUCCCAAGUUGACCCAGGUAAUCCAAAGGUCAUGUUGAGGGUGUAAUUUAACACCAUUGUUAAUUAAUCCCACAAUACCCAAACCACACUCUAUUGGCUGAAGAACCUACAGUCAUUUCUUUGACUUUAACCACACUGUUGUUUGUGAGGACUGAAGUGAACAUGGGGAAAUUUUAAGGCUGCCCUGCGGCUGUAUGAGGUAGUGCAGUCAUACUGUAUUAUGAUGGUCGACAAAGACAAAAUUACAAUAUUGGAAAUCCGGGUUACAUAAAAAAGAAAAGGGAUUGCUCUUUGGAGUCAGGGAAUGUAUUUCUGGAUUUAGACACGACGGCUUCUUAACCUGAGAAGGAGGAGACGAGGAGAGACACAGGGAGCCAAGAAUCCAGAGUCAGAAAGUGGUUGGCAGCGAUCAUGAUUAAGAUAUGAAGCACUGAGGCUGCCCUCGCUGCUACACAGACUGGCUAUGGCAUUUUAAUAAGGGCACAACUUGUGUGUAUGUAUGUGUGUGUUUUUAAUCACAUACAGAGGCACCAUAUGAAACAGCACAAUCUCUUAUAUUAACCCAUCCCCACACUAACAAAGUAUAUGUUGUCCUCUACUUUUGGUGGAUAUUUGUGACUUUUGUCUGUACAUUGCCUCCUCCUUUCAACAUGUGAGUAACCAUAUAUACCACAGCCCAGUGUACAUCUUACUCCCCCCUGCUGUGUUUGUACUGAUGUGUAUUGUUGUACUGAUUUAUUCCGCAGUAGAGAUUUCUUUAUUAAAGAGACAGAGAUUGAUUGGGAAGAUGAACUUUCCAAACGAGUGGGACAUUUCGGACCAGAACUGUCCAACAAGGUGACAUGUGCAUAUUCACAUUUGUGUAAUCAUCUGUACAGAGUAUGAGAUGUAAAUUAGCAGAUAUGUUUCUAGUUGCAUGCAGAGAGUCACAAAAUCUAGUCAAUAAAGUCAUUUCAGAAAUC
This is a messenger RNA of Xyrichtys novacula (pearly razorfish), 13526 nucleotides long. The record is from the annotation of a GenBank genome assembly. Lineage: Eukaryota; Metazoa; Chordata; Actinopteri; Labriformes; Labridae.